This is a messenger RNA of Boeremia exigua, 4458 nucleotides long. RefSeq lists its product as uncharacterized. Gene Ontology annotation, molecular function: hydrolase activity, hydrolyzing O-glycosyl compounds; chitin binding. Bases 1 to 4458 code for a protein of 1485 amino acids. The transcript has 2 exons. Gene Ontology annotation, biological process: carbohydrate metabolic process. Lineage: Eukaryota; Fungi; Ascomycota; Dothideomycetes; Pleosporales; Didymellaceae. The record is from RefSeq and is a predicted model, not a curated record.
AUGGUAGCUGCAUCAUGGUUGUUUUUCCCAGCUGCCAGUAUUCUGCUCUCUAUAGAAGGAGUACUGGCCAAUCCGGGACUCGGACUCUCUGUCAGUCCGUCCUACCGCACCUCCAAUCCUUGUCCAGAACGCUGCAAGAUCACUGGACCAAACGCCAGCAACUGGUCUGUGUAUCCAGAUUUUAAGAAGAUCCAAAAAUGUCAAGAGACCAUGUUUUACGACUUUUCUCUUACCGACGAUGUCGAUGACCCGGAAAGCACCCACAAGAUCAAUGCGUGCUCAUCUUUUGGCCCCGACUUUUCCAAGCUUGCCAACUCGACGGCUGAGACGACUGCUGCUACAGCCGUCGAUUGUGAUUUCGAACUUGGAUGGUGGGAAGAAGGCUUUGGACUCAAGACUUCUUCCAUCCGUUCCGUCAUCCGACAGAUCCGCGAUUAUGCUGAUAGUGGAUACGGUGCUACAGAUAGGCCGUUCAUUCUCUUCGGCCGAUCUGGCCAGGCUAGCGUCGGUGUAUACAUAGGUCAAAGUCUGUCAAACGAAGGGCUGAGUGCAACUGCGCUCAAGAAACUUGAAGAUGGUCUAACUAGUCUCAAUGUUUCUUCACCCAGCUUGGCCAUGCAGCUUUGCAGCCCUGAGUCUGACAGCGGCCAUAUCUUUGGCGUCAUGGUUACCAGUAACUCAUCUUUUGGACCCAUUCAAGAAGCGAUCAAGAAGUGGAACAACGCAACCUGCCUUGAGUUUCCUGACUCGGUACAGCUCACGGGACAAGCUACAUUUAUAACGCCACUUUUGUCUAGCAAUGGGACUUCCAACUCGACCCUUUCGAAUGGAACACUGAGCCAGGAGAAACGCCAUCUGAAGCACAUGCAGCACCAUCAUAUCCGCCCGCGUGCCGAGUGCAAGACGGUUCAAGUUGAAUCCGGCGACAGUUGUGCCUCGCUUGCCACCAAGUGUGGCAUCCCAUCUGCUGCUUUCACCAAGGUCAACCCCGCGUCCGACUUUUGUUCGACUCUCAUGCCUAAGCAGCACGUUUGCUGUUCCAGUGGAACUAUGCCCGACUUUAGUCCCAAAAAGAAUGCUGAUGGCAGCUGCCACGCAUAUCAGGUAGUCACUGACGACAAUUGUGACAACCUUGCUUCUGAGUACAGCUUGACUAAAGACAAGAUAGAGAGCUUCAACAAGAAGACCUGGGGCUGGAAUGGAUGUCAGCUCCUGUUCGUGGACACCAUAAUGUGCUUAAGCGAGGGUACUCCGCCAUUCCCAGCUCCAAUUGCAAACGCGCAGUGUGGGCCUCAGAAACCAGGCUCUGUUGCACCGACCGACGGUUCUAACAUCACAACUAUGAACCCUUGCGCACUUAAUGCUUGCUGUAACAUUUGGGGGCAGUGCGGAAUUACUAAAGAUUUCUGCGUUGACACAUCCACUGGCCCACCAGGCACCGCAAAGAAAGGCACUUUUGGCUGCAUCUCCAACUGCGGCACCGAUAUAAUUAAAGGAAGCGGGUCUGGAAGUAUAAAGAUUGCGUACUUUGAGGGCUACAACAUGCAGCGAGAUUGUCUACUCCAAGACGCUUCCCAGAUAGACACCUCCGGAUACACGCAUCUUCAUUUCGGCUUUGGCACUCUGACAUCAGACUUCCAAGUAGAGACUGGCGACAUACUUUCCACCUACCAAUUCCAGGAGUUCAAAAAGGUCACGGGCGCGAAGAAAGUCAUCUCAUUCGGUGGUUGGGACUUCUCUACCAACCCUGCCACAUACACCAUCUUCCGCCAAGGCGUGACCUCCGCUAAUCGUCUCAAGAUGGCUCAGAGUCUCGCUAAAUUCGUCAACGAUAACGAUCUGGACGGUGUCGACAUUGAUUGGGAAUACCCUGGUGCUCCUGAUAUCCCAGGUAUUCCUGCAGCCAGUAAGGACGAUGGUGCUAAUUACCUGGCGUUCCUCGUCGUUCUGAAGAACUUAUUGGGUCGCUCCAAGACCGUGUCUAUCGCCGCACCCUCUUCCUACUGGUAUCUCAAGCAGUUCCCUAUCAAAGAUAUCGCGAAAGUAGUUGACUACAUCGUCUACAUGACAUACGAUCUCCACGGUCAAUGGGACACUGACAACGCAUGGUCACAAGAGGGAUGCGACAUGGGCAACUGUUUACGCAGCCAAGUCAAUCUUACAGAGACUAAGCAGUCUUUGGCUAUGGUCACUAAGGCUGGCGUCCCCGGAGAGAAAAUCAUUGUUGGUGUUACCAGUUACGGCCGAUCCUAUAACAUGGCCGCAUCUGGAUGCUGGGGUCCAAACUGCCUCUACACGGGUAGUCGCGCAGCCUCAGAUGCUACCCCGGGCAAAUGUACUGCUACUGGUGGUUAUAUUGCUGACGCCGAGAUUGCAGACAUCAUUGCUGACCGUAAGCGUUCGGGACGCGUAGUUACGAGCUUUGUCGACGCAAGCAGCAACAGUGAUAUCCUUGUGUACGAUGACAGCCAAUGGGUCAGCUACAUGAGUGCCAGCACCAAGAAGACCCGCGCUACUUUGUAUACAGCAUGGGGCAUGGGAGGUACCUCUGACUGGGCCAGUGACCUCCAGACCUACAACGAUGUUCCCGAGCCGGCUGCUAGUUGGGCAGAGUUCAAGCAACGCGUCAAGGCCGGGGAGGACCCUAAGACAGACCAUUCUCGCACUGGCAAUUGGACCGAUCUUGACUGCACCAGCAAGUUCAUCGCAAGCUACCUCGACUACACGCCCUCGCAGCGCUGGAAGGGCCUCGAUACAGAUGCGGCAUGGGAUGACGUCCUCAGGAUCUGGAAAGACACCGACAGCGACAGAAUCGGUGUAUCUUUCAUGCAGUCGGUCUCCAGCACUCUUCACAUGGGCGCCCAACCGGACUGUGAGAAAAUCACUAGUGCUACCUGUGCAGUGGCAAUGGAGUGUCCCGAUGGCGCAAAUGGUAAAGAGUCAGGACCCGCAGCGGAACUUAUAUGGAAUUCUUUGGCUACCAUCCAUCAGAUGUACCAGGAUUACUACAACACUCUAUUUAACGUAGCGUCGGUUGUCAGCAUGAGUUUGAAAGAUUUGGAGAACAAAUUUGCGCCGUUGCCUGAGCCACAGGAUAACACCUGGUUGUUAGUUAUGAUAGACCUUCUCACCGUGGGAACACUCACCGCGGCCGGUCCCUUCUUCAACACCUUCCUCAAGAAGCUACCUUACUUUUUAGAGAAAGCCUCAUCUUCCACCUUGGACAACGCAAAAGACACAGCCAUGAAUCUCAUCGGACAAAGUACCACUCUUGCCAAGGAUCUUCUGUCUACUGAUGACCCCAAGUGGACUGCCGAAAAGCAGGAUGCCUUCUCGAAUUACUUGGGUCAGGUUAUCGACGGCUGGGCGACCGUCGCUGAGCUCACGGUACAGGACCUUUUCGACGGGUCCCAAGGCUCAAUUGAUCUCGUCUGGGGCGCAAUGUCGGGCGGAAAACUCAUCGAGGGUAAAUUUGAAACUGAACCGGAGAAGAAGAACAUCACGACCGAGUUGCGCCAGAAUAUCGGAAAGUCCUUCUUUGGUUAUGCGAUACCCAACCUCUGGCGUGUCUCCAAGACGUACGCCUUUGUGGUUGAUUCAGGAUACGACUGCAGCGAGGAUAAGCCGCUUGACAAGUACCUUGAUGAUGAAACAAUGGAAGCCACGGGUGCCUGCGUGGACAACAAGAGAUACUACCUCGUCUACCCUAAGGGCGACUCGACGACCUGCACAUGUACUGUAUACGAUCAUGGUCCCUGCCAGACGACCUGUGUGAACACCAAGUUCAGCGCACCACCAGGUAUCGAUACUCUUGACGGCGCUCUGUGGAGCGGUAUCUCGAAGGAAGACUUGAUCAAGGGGUCUGUAAACACAUACAUCCAGAACGGUGGAAACAAUGGUGGCGCGACCGCCGAUCCCAGGGACAAGGGCACAAUGGAAGCCCUCAUGGAUGUUGACAUCACCACUCCUGGCUUCAUCCGCCUACCUGUGUGCAGUCCAGAGCGCGCUUUUCAGUCCUGGGACACAUCGUCAGCAGGAUCGAGCAGCAACUACCCCUGCGAUAUUCCGCCAGGCAUUGGCGACUGCAGUGACUCGAGUUUCGAGAACGAGACCAGUGAUGCUUCGCCAGACGUCGAUGAUUGUCUGAAGAUCAUCAAGAACAUCGAGGGCGACGGUUCUACCGAAUGGACUACACAAGUUGUCGGCCAUAACCAACGCGAAAUUGCAAAGGCGGGUUCUUGUAGUUUCGGUGUUGAGGCUACCAAGACCGAUGGCAAUGUCAACUUUCGGGUAGGCGGACAAGACGUCAUUGACAUUAUCAACGAUGCUAUCAAGCAGUUUGGCGGAGGUGGUAAGAUUGGCGCCAAAGGCGAUAUGUCCUGCAAUGGCAACGUUAAGCAGCAGAACAUAUUAUACAUGAUAUUUUCACAGCAAGUCAUUGAGCCACUAAUGAGCUAG